AACUGUAUGAUUCAGUUCAACCCCUCUGCUCCUCUGCAUUCGGAGGCCCAUGGCUAUUGUAAGUCUCCGGGGACAAAGGACAAGAUCCACUGUGUGGCCUACAUCAUUGAUGCCUGCAAGGUCUCCAUCAUGCCCACAAAGCUGGAAGAGAAGCUAGAUGCUAUCCGCAGAAAGGUCAACUUACUUGGGGUUCCUCAGCUGGUCCUGCUCACUAAAGUAGACGAAGCCUGCCCAUUGGUGACAGAGGAUGUGAGAAACAUUUAUAAGAGUGGCUACAUUAAGGAAAUGAUGCAGGAGGUCAGUGCUCGGCUUGGUGUGCCACUGUCCUGCGUUGUUCCGGUGAAGAACUACAGUGAGGAGUUGGAGCUAGACCCAAACUGCGACAUCCUGCUGCUCAGCGCCGUCAUACAGAUGCUUCGCUUUGCUGAUAAUUACUUUGAUGAGAUCAGUGACUGAUUCAGCAACAUCGAAGUCAAAGAAUAGGAAGUGUUUGUGCAGAUAUAAUAAGGGUCACUCACAUAUCAAGCCAUUUACCAGCAGGGGUUACUGUGUAGUUCACAGUGCUCUUCCUCCUCUGAGUUUUCCAAGCACUCCUAAAAAUGCUGGGAGAUGUAUUGGCUUUGAUUUUCUACCAGCUGUAAAAUAUACAAACUUGUUCCUGAUUUACACACACAUACGUACACUACAGUCAUUUUAAGCAAGCAAUGUAACCAAUAAAGUAUUUCUGACUGCAUUACUCCUGCUCCUUUAUGCGUGACUUUGCUCCUUCAUGUUUAAACAAAUAAGCUUGGUUAACAAAGAUAGCAUUUACUUAGAAAAGUGCAGUUUAAAAUUUGAUAAAGGAGGUAAAAACUUAGUAAAAAAUAAAGUGACUUCGAUGUUUUUUCAAUGAAAAAGGAAAAACUAAGAUAGUAGUCUUUUGCUAAACAAGAGCAGUUUUGAUGUGAUGAAAUGUCCCUUACAAUGAUCCAUACAUGCAUCAACCCAGGAUUCCCUUCCUCCUCAGACUUUUCCAAGCACCCAGGAAAUGUAGUGCCUCUACAUGUCCUGGGACUGUGCAGCAUCUCCAGUUUCAGAAGCUCAAUGAGCCGUUUUGAUUCUGUAAUACAUUAUUUAGAUGAUCAGAAAAUUAUUACAUUAUAAAGUUCCUAUUUCAUUUCUACAUCAUCUGUCAAAGACUAUUUUAAAUAAUUUUAAAAAGUUGUCUUACAUUGUUGGCUCAUUUAGUGGGAAAUUUCAUCACAAGUUAACAACUUUGACAAGUGAAUACUUUAUCUGAUACUAUUCUUUACUGCAUUAUGACAUUAAGUUUUCUUUUUUCAAGCUUUGUCUGAGGGGAGGUCCACAAUCACAGUUUGAAAACCCCUGAAAUAAACCAUUUGGUUUUAA
Molecule: messenger RNA, 1389 nt
Organism: Morone saxatilis (striped sea-bass)
Lineage: Eukaryota; Metazoa; Chordata; Actinopteri; Moronidae
Product: interferon-induced protein 44-like
Exons: 3
Coding region: 7-456 (149 amino acids)
Source: RefSeq, a predicted model, not a curated record